Messenger RNA from Somion occarium, 1910 nucleotides. NCBI's taxonomy places the organism in Eukaryota, Fungi, Basidiomycota, Agaricomycetes, Polyporales, Cerrenaceae. The record is from the annotation of a GenBank genome assembly.
GUUUCACUUUCGCUCAAUCGUUUUACCGUCCGUUCUUCGACAAACACCAGGUCCUCUGAGGACUGUGAAUUGCAUUUCGAAAGCCUCUUUCCUGGGUUUGUGUUAAAGUAUGACUCAAGUUUACGCAGACUUUGACAUGCUCUUUCACAGAAGCCACCCGCCUAUUGUCCUUUGUCCUAGGACAGAGGUCCAUUGUUGUCAUGCAUUCUCCUCGGCAUAUGGUUGCAGUGUCCUGAAAAAAGGCAAACAAAGGUCCUCCUUUGAUCCGCCCCGCACCACUAAGUAUAAAUACAGACUCCCUGCCGGUGAGCUUCUUUACCAACGUCCCUUCCCUUCUUCCCCACUCGAGCCGUGCUCGACUCCACUUUCUCUACUCACAUUUCUCUGCCACUCUUCGCGUCCUAAUUCCAACUUCCUUCGCUAAUUUUCAAGAUGGUCCAGCUUGCUGCCAAGUCUUCGCUCCUCCUGGCUUUCAUCGCCGUAGCACAGGGUGCUCCCCUUUACAAGCGCAUUGCACAAACCAUUGCAGAAUCGACUGCACAAUGGGAGAAGGCCUGCCUCGCCGCAGGCGGUGGUGAAAAGUGCAACCCAGUCUCCGUGACGGCGUUUUCCACUCUUCUUGCUGCUGCAGGUCCUUGUGAACAGCAGGAUAGCGCAGAUGCAAUGAUCGACCUCGCCAAGACACUUAAUAACGACCCCGACAUGAUCAAGUUGGCUCAGAUUUUCGCUCAACAGCCCAGGAACACGCCUACUUCGCAGUCUGUUCCGUACUGCCAACAGGCCCCGAACAACUCUGAACUCAAUGGCCUAUUCCAGUGUCAGUUCCAAGGUGCCGACCCGAAGACGUUUGCCGGUGGUAUCGCAGCCGGCCAAACUGGCACGAUUCCCUUCGGUCAGAAUGCACCCCUCGAUCCCGCCGGGUCUUGCCCCGCCAACCCUCAGGGACCCAUUCCUGAUGGUCAACAACUCGUAAGCAUUACUCAGGACCCGGGAGUCGGCAGCACGGGGAGCGGUAAUGGGAAUGGGAAUGGUAGCGGAAACGGCAACAACAACGGGAAUGGGAAUGGAGAUGGCCAGAGUGAUUCUGGUGUCUCGUCCUCUGCCGCAUCCACUGCCGCGGCUUCUGCUACAUCCUCUGCCGUAGCUUCUGCGACGUCUGACGCGUCUGGGUCUUCCGAUGAUACCGAUACCGACCCAGCCAACGCCACCGCUACCUCUGACGCCACCCUUUCUGCCCCUGCUGUCACUGCCACAGCGACUGGUAACGUUGGCGGCAACGACGAGUCAUCCGCUGCUGCACCUGCUGCCACCGCUACUGCAGCACCCACCGGCGCCGCAACGACUGCAGCUGCUCCUGCUGCGUCUACCUCUGCUGCGUCUGGAAACGCAGGCAACACCGGCAGCGGCGAUUUUCUCUUGCAGAACGGCCAAGACGCACAAGCUUUGAACGCAAAGUUCGCCACUCUGUCGACGGAUGGCACCUGCACAGAUGGUGACUCGGCCUGCGUCGAGGGUGGUUUCGCUCAAUGCGUCGGUGGCAAGUUCGUGAUCAAUCCAUGUGCUGGCGGACUACAAUGCUUCGCUCUCCCGUUGGUGAACAAGGCCGGCACUUCACUCACUUGCGACACUCAGGCUGACGCCGAAGCCCGUAUCGCUGCUAGCGGCGCUCAGGGAGGUUUGACUGGAGCAAACUAAUCUCGCUCACGUCACGAUCUAUUACGACUACUUUUGUAUCGAUAGCACCCCACAACAUCAUUCGCUCACUCAUUCUGCAUUCCUUUUUUAUUCUCGUUCGUUGUCGCGCUCUGUGGAGCUGCUCUUCGUUAUCUGGUACUCUCAUCACUAGUCGUUUUCAGAGUAACUUAAAUGUUAUGUACGGUGGCCGUCUGCAAUAGAUCGAAUCAUCCGUC